Molecule: messenger RNA, 1053 nt
Organism: Tripterygium wilfordii
Lineage: Eukaryota; Viridiplantae; Streptophyta; Magnoliopsida; Celastrales; Celastraceae
Exons: 2
Coding region: 1-1053 (350 amino acids)
Source: RefSeq, a predicted model, not a curated record
AUGUAUGCUACAAGCAAGAACUUCCAAUUUUGCGUUAUUAAGUCAACCAAAACUCUUUUUAUGAUUCACUGUGCUGCUAAAGAGUGCGAGUGGCGUAUGCGAUCGAUAAGAGUUAAGGAUUCAGAGUUGUUUAAGGUGACGAGGCUUAAUGACAAUCACAAAUGCUCUUUGGACUUUAUUUAUCGAAGUCAUAUGCAAACAUCAGGAAAGGUUAUUGGAGAAUGCAUUAAGUCAAAAUAUAACGGUGUUGGUCGUAUUUACCGACCAAAAGACAUAAUACAGGAUGUGCGGCAAGAAUUUGAUGUUAAUAUUAGCUAUGAUAAAGCUUGGAGGGCUAGGGAAGCUACCUUGGAAUCAGUGCGAGGGAUGCCUGAAGAUUCCUUUUCUUACUUGCCAUGCUAUUGUGCCGAGUUAGAGAAGAAUAAUCCUGGUACGAUAACUUAUAUAGAGUCCGAUCACGAGAACAAGUUUAAAUAUUUUUUCAUGGCUCUCGGUGCUUCGUUCCGAGGAUUUCGGAGUGCAAUGCGACCUAUCAUCGACGUUGAUGGUACUCACCUAAAGGGCAAGUACAUGGGCUUGCUCUUUGUUGCCGCUACUCAAGAUGGCAACAAGAAAAUUUAUCCGGUGGCUUUUGGGAAACUGCGAGUUGCACUUGCACUUGAAGAUUUCUCAGAACUAUCAUUGAUAUCGGAUAGGCAUAAAAAUAUUGAGAGAGGUGUUUCACUUGUCUUUCCAGAAUCUUAUCAUGGGCACUGCAUGCACCAUAUCAAACAGAGCAUGAAGGCAAAAAAAAUUGAUGAUGUCGUGUUUCCCAUAUAUUUCAAGGCAGCAAAGGCUUACCGUAUUUCAGAUUUUGAACAUCUAAUGACACAGAUAUGUGGUUUUGAAGGUGGCAAGGCACAUAAAUAUCUAAAGGAUGUCGGAUUCAAUAAGUGGUCUCGUGCACAUUUUCCCGGAUAUAGGUACAGUAUACUCACUACCAAUAUUCCAGAAAGUAUGAAUGCUGCACUACGCGAUGUGCGGGGUCUUCCAAUAACAGCGUUGGUUGAGUAA